This is a messenger RNA of Megalobrama amblycephala (Wuchang bream), 2847 nucleotides long. RefSeq names its product serpin peptidase inhibitor, clade E (nexin, plasminogen activator inhibitor type 1), member 1 (gene serpine1). The record is from RefSeq and is a predicted model, not a curated record. The transcript is spliced from 9 exons. Gene Ontology annotation, molecular function: serine-type endopeptidase inhibitor activity. NCBI's taxonomy places the organism in Eukaryota, Metazoa, Chordata, Actinopteri, Cypriniformes, Xenocyprididae. Gene Ontology annotation, biological process: negative regulation of plasminogen activation; negative regulation of endopeptidase activity; negative regulation of vascular wound healing. Bases 240 to 1418 code for a protein of 392 amino acids.
AAAAGUGUUUAUGUUUGUCUGUGUGAAAAAAGGGGAGAGGGGGACGAAAAAGGCAGACAAGGAUGACUUCAUAACUUCCGCUAGUGUGUGAGCGGCUGAAGGGGAGGUCUUAAGUCCUUUAAAUAGCGCAGCGCUACUCACAGACACUCAGAACAACUCUGGACUUGCACCGCUUUGGAGGAUCACAAUAACACGCUAUAUCUACAAAGAAACUCUACAAAAAUAAAGCAUCUUUCAGAAUGCAGAGCCUCAGUAUACUGCUGAUCUUCACCCUUUGCGGGUCAAGCUUGUGCAACCUUUUUGAAGAGAAAUAUACAGACUUUGGACUUCAAGUGUUCUCUGAAGCUAUUCAGUCUGCUCCGGACAGAAAUCUGGCUCUCUCUCCCUAUGGCAUCUCCUCAGUGCUGGGCAUGGCUCAGCUGGGUGCCUAUGGCAGCACACUUGAAAUGCUCACCUCCAAGAUGGGCUACUCACUGCAAGCACGAGGAAUGCCAAAGCUCCAGAAGCUUCUUCAGAGAGAUUUGGCCAGUGAAGAUGGAGUGGAAGUGGCCAGCGGUGUAAUGGUCGACAGGAAGAUAAUCUUGGAAAAGGUCUUUAGACGCAGCCUGACCAAAGCCUUCCAGAGCGUCCCACACCAAAUCGACUUCAGCCACCCAGAGAUGGCCAGGCAGGUGAUCAACUCCUGGACAUCUGACCACACUGGUGGAAUGAUUUCUGAAUUCCUCCCAUCUGGAAUGCUGAGUGAACAGACACGUUUAGUCCUGUUAAAUGCCGUCCACUUCCAUGGGAUCUGGAUGACACCCUUCGACCCUAAACUUACUAGGGAACAGCUCUUCCACAGAGCCAACGGCAGUGCUGUAUCUGUUCCCAUGAUGACAACGACUCAAAAAUUCAACUACGGUGAGUUUGUGACUGAGGACGGUGUGGACUACGAUGUCAUUGAGGUGCCUUAUGAGGGGGAGUCACUAAGUAUGCUUCUGGUGACACCAUUUGAGAAGGAUGUGCCUCUGAUGGCCUUGAUCAAAGAGCUAAGAAGCAGCAGGAUUCACCAAUGGAGAAAAGAGAUGAGAAAGAUUAGCAAACAACUGGCUAUUCCAAGGUUUUCUAUGGAUACAGAAAUUGAUCUGAAGUCUACACUGAGCAAGAUGGGUCUUGGAGAUAUUUUCAGCCAGAGCAAAGCUGAUUUCUCUCGCAUUACCACUGAGGAACCUUUAUGUGUAUCCAAGGUCCUUCAGAGAGUAAAACUUGAGGUGAAUGAAGAAGGAACCAAAGGCUCAUCUGCCACAGCGGCUGUCAUCUACUCUCGCAUGGCUGUCGAGGAGAUCACGCUGGAUAGACCGUUCUACUUCCUCAUUCAACACAAACCCACUGGUGCAUUGUUGUUCAGCGGUCAAGUUAACCAGCCUCAGGAAUACUAACAGACCAAGGUUGUGACUGAAGUAACCACACACGCAGAAGGACCAAGGAAAAGUCUGCACACAACAUACUACUGAAGACAAGAGAUCUGCAAAACUUUCUAUAUCUGCCAUUUGAGCAUAGCUUGGAGUGCCAAACUUUAAUAAGAAAUGUAUAAACAAGGUUAUUCAGUAUGUUAUCUCUGCUAUAGUGGGGAAAAGAUCUAGACUAUAAAAAGAAAGGACACGAAUUUAAAGCCUCAGCAGACAGAAGUUCUACAUGCACUAACUAUUUGAAGAUUGUAUUAAUUUCUAUGCUUGUUUCAUCUGAUGUUUAAUGUGCUUGUAUUUUUUUUUAAAGUAUUUAUAUUUAUUUAUUGUCGAAGGUCAUAUUUUCUUGAAGAUUGUGUAUAAAAAUUGUUUCCUUUUAUAAUAAAAGCAACCAUAUGCGACCAUAAAACACUUCUGCAUUCUUUAUUAAAUUACUUUGGAGCUGGCGACACCUUGUGUUCAAAAUUUGGCAACAACAAAAAGUCAAGUAUAUUACAACACUUUUCAGAUUAAAUGAAAGGCGUAGGUAGGCUAUUGUAAUAAUAAACUUUCAGAUUAAUGUGUGAUUAGCAAGAGUUAGUUCUUGACUACAGAUGGCAUUGCGAUGUUAGUGGCAAUUAAUGACCAAACUGAGCAGCACGAAUCUGGGUUAUAUUGUACAGUGAAAAGAUAAAAUUUCUUUGACUCACCCUAUCUCGGUUACCAUGGUAACCCGAAUCAGCCCCCCGUUUUGUCAUGGCAACAACAUCUGAACAUCUUGCCCUAAUGUCAGAGGCAAAGCUGUUAAUUUUCACAAACCCCACUUCAUUCCUUUUGUAGACAAACACAUCACUAUUUUCUUUUUUAAAUAUUUUUUAAAGCAGGAAUUAAUUUCUUGUGAAGGCAGCAAACGGACUUUCUGCAAGAGAUCUUGUGGAGACAGGAAUUCGCACAGCGCAUGCGCGCUGGUGGUGAUGACGUUAUACCUGACUCAUCUCUAGUGACGGAAAGUCCGCUUCAGUUCCGCGAAUCGGUUCUUUCAAACAGUUCGUUUCAAUUAACCGAUUCAACAGUUCUUUUAAGUCAUGAUAAACUGUGGCCCUUGGCAUCUCGGCCUAGCAUAUUACAUACUCCAAAAUUUUGUCGACACAUUAUUACGUUACGUUUCAUUAAUACGGCCGUUUACAGUAAUUCAUCAAUCUAUUUCGUGAACGAAUCGGUUCACACGAUGCAUUGAAAAGAUCCGACUCAAAAGAACAAUUCGUUCACGAAUCGGACAGCGCUACUUCAGGCAGCUUCAAUGGGGCUCUGAAACUACGAGCAGUCAAUUAGACAUGAAUUGAUAUUAUUUUGCGGUAUUUACCAAAAAGCGGGUUGCUGUUCACUGAAAUUACCCGACUGCUCUCAUUAAGCCGUCAGAAUG